GGAAUCCAUAUCCAUACCACUCCGGUUAGAAUAUUCUGUAUGUGAAUGUCAAUGAAAAAGUAUUGUGUUCUUGAAUGACAAUGUGUUUUUGCGAUUAGCACUCGAUUAUUUAUUGUUUGCGGUGUUUGGUGCGAUCCUGACUAACCUCGUUAUCUGGUGAUAAAUUGGACAAUUAUUAUUAAAACAAUAGCAGAAAUAUGGCAAGAUUAACUCCUGCAAUUAUCUUACUUUCUCUAUCAACAUUAGUUGCUGCUCAAUUGGAUUCAUCAAUUCAUUUUCCGGGAGACUCUAGUUUUCCUGCUUCCAGUUUACAACAGGCUGUAGGAAGUCCAUAUGAAAAUUAUGUAGAUCUGGUAAUUGCAAGGGGCAUUAAUAAAUUAUGCUUAGAAAUCAACCAGAAAUAUCAGGAAACAAAUGGGUUGAUAAAGGUUGAUAAUACUGUGUUUUCUCCUAUAAACAUUGCAGGAGCUUUAGCACUCCUCUUACUAGGAUCAAAUGGUCAAACAUUUAAAGAAUUAGCUACGGUAUUAGGACUGGCUACAGGACUGGACAUCGAAAACAACUCUGAACGAGUACACGAACAUCUAGGGCAGAUAUUGCGAAGAAUAGAGGAACGUCCUUACUCUGUAGGAGAAGACGAACAGCAAAUCAACUUCGCUAAUGCAAUUUUUGUGCAAGAAAGCUUUCCCAUUAGAAAAAUAUACAAGGAGACCGCCGAUAGUCUAUAUAAAUUCGAAAUUUUUAAUCUUAAUUUUGAACGAGAACCAGUAAAAGCACAGAAGUAUGUGAAUGCUUGGGUCUCCGAUAGAACUGUGGGAAAGAUCAAGGACAUUCUGAGUGAGCCUCCACUACCAAGCACUAAAAUAAUUCUAGCUAGUGCUAUGUACUUCAAAGCUAAAUGGGAAAUUCCUUUCUUGGGUGAAGGGGUGACACAAAGGAGACCUUUUUACCCAAACGGCAGGAGGUCGCCUUCAGAGUUUCAAGUAGAACUGAUGACAGUUGAUGGCGAAUUUCCAUAUUUCGAAGACACAGAAUUAGGUUGUCAAAUUGUAGGACUUCCCUACAAAGGAAGAAGCACCGUCCUCUACCUAAUUAUGCCAUUUGAGUCAAGCGCCCAAAAACUUAAACAAUUUGAAGAUAAAAUCACAGUAGCCGACUUGGAAUCUUUAGCACAGAAGACAGCUUACAAAAACGCCACGAUAAGCAUUCCCAAGAUGACGUUGGACAGUACUUUGGACGUGAAAUCUAUUUUGUCCAACCUAAAUGUUCGACAUUUAUUUGACGAAUCCGCCAACUUGGGGCUUCUGUCACCUGGUAUCGAAAAUUCCAGAGGACUUCUGCUUCCACAGCAAGAAUAUGUACUAAAUCCACUAACCCCAGACGAAAGUCAUCACGAUGAUGAUAUCAUCAUUUAUAGUAGAUCUGGCAAACCAGUAAACUGUUCAAAUAUUUUUGACAUUUCUAAUAACAUUACAACUUGUGAAGAGAUUGGGGAGCACUACAAAGGUGAACACAAAAGAAACAAAAGAGUAAGUUCGUUCUAUAGUGAGACCAUCGAUAGUUUGAGACAUAUUAUCAACCAACAAUCAGGAGAUAACAAUGGUCGAAAUCCACGUUUAUAUGUAGAUAAAAUAUUCCACAAGGUUUACAUGCAGGUUACGGAAUCUGGAACUGAAGCAGCGGCUGCAACUGCAACUUUCACAUUUUGGUCUAAGCCAGAAGUUAGCUUCAGAGCUGAUGUUCCUUUCAUAUUUUUCAUGAGACAUGAAGCAACGAAAACUAUCAUGUUUUGGGGAUCAGUUGAAAAGCCAACACCUUAUUUCAACACAGGUUCUGUUAGAAUAUUUCGACAUUUUAUCGAUGACGCACUGAAAGACGGGUUUGGUAUGAACUUUAUAUUUAUUUUGGGGAGACCUUUUUACCCAAAUGGCAGAAAAUCCCCUUCAGAGUUUGAGGUAGAGCUUAUGGGGAACGCAGGCGAAUUCCCAUAUUUAAAAGAUCACAAAUUAGGCUGUGAAAUUUUAGGACUUCCAUACAAAGGAAAUAAAACUGUCUUCUACGUAGUUAUGCCAUUUGAGUCCAGCGUUGAAAAACUUAAAGAGUUCCAAAAUCGAAUAACAGAGGCAGACUUGGAAAGCUUGGCAGACAGGACAGUUUACAGAAAAGCUUUAGUCAGUUUUCCCAAAAUGACGGUGGAAAGUACUUUAGACAUGAAUUCCAUUUUGACUAAAUUGAAUGUAAUAAAUUUAUUUGAUCCUGAAUCUGCCCAGUUGGGGCUUAUCUCACCUGGUGUGGCAACUAUUAGGAGAAUCCUAUCUGGACAAUCUGAAUACGACGAAUUUGUAAAAAAUUCUCUAACCCCGUCCUCAAGUAACCCUGAUGAUGUAAUUAUUUUCGAUAAAUCUGGCAACCCUGUAAAUUGUUCGAGUAUUUUUGACAAGACUAACAACAUUACAACUUGUAAAGAGAUAGAGGAAGACUCCAAAAAAGCAAACAAAAGAAUUAACAGGAUAAUUUCGAAUGAUGGAGGUAAUAUUGACACCUUAAGACAUCUUCUCGAUCGACAAUCGGGAGAUAGCAAUAACCAAAAUCCAGGUUUAUAUGCAGAUCGAAUAAUUCACAAGAUUUCUCUACAGAUUACAGAAGAAGGCACUGAAGCAGCAGCCACGACAGCCAUUCUUAUAGUUAAGAGUUAUGCAAGAGUUAAAUUUAGAGUUGAUGUUCCUUUCAUAUUUUUUGUGAGACAUGAAGAAACCAAAACUAUAUUGUUUUGGGGAUCAGUUGAAACACCAACUCCUUGUUUCAAUACAGGUUUGCUGAUUCAAGAAACCACUGGGCAUGAAACAAACCAUUUUAGUCCACACGUUCUUGAAUCGGCCAAUGGAUACCUUUCUGCAUUUCAAAGAUUAAAGAGACAUUCAGAAUAUACAGCAGCCCUACAGACCUUGAGACGUUUUUACCCAAAUGGUAGAAAGUCCCCCUCUGAGUUUGACGUAGAAUCGAUGUCAAAUGCAGGCGAAUUCCCUUACUUGAAGGAUACCAGAUUAGGUUGCGAAAUUUUAGGACUUCCCUACAAAGGAAACAAAACCGUCUUCUACAUAAUUAUGCCGUUUGAGUCAAGCGUUCAAAAGCUUAAAGAUUUCCAAAAUCGAAUUAGAGAAGCAGACUUGGAAAGUUUGGCAGACAGGACAGUUUAUAGAAAAGCUUUAGUCAGUUUUCCCAAAAUGACGGUGGAAAGUACUUUAGACUUGAAUCCAAUUUUGACUAAAUUGAACGUAAGAAGUUUAUUUGAUCCUGAAUCUGCCCAGUUGGGGCUUAUCUCACCUACCACAGCAAAUAUAAGAACGACUCAAUUGAGACCAGUUCCACAGGGAACAGCUCAAUUAAAUCCUCUAAGACCAUUCCCAAGUAAUCCCAAUAACGUAAUUAUUUUUAAUAGAUCUGGUCAACCAGGAAACUGUUCGAAUACUUUUGGCAAUACCAAUAAUACCACACCCUGCAAAGACCGUAUGGAAGAUACCAAAGGAGAAGCCAAAGUGAUCAACAAAACGGGAGAUAAAAUAGGCAGCAGAGUAGCCAGAAAUAUAUCGAACAGAAAAACGAAAAGAACAAUUAUGAGGUCUGGUGAGAAUAUCGACAAUUUGAGGCAUCUUCUCGACCAACAGCCAGCAUAUAACAGUUAUCAAAAUCCUGGUUUAUAUGCAGAUAGAAUAAUUCACAAGAUUUUUCUACAGAUUACAGAAGAAGGUACUGAAGCAGCAGCAACGACAGCAGUUCUGCUGAUCAAGAGUUACUCAAGAGUAGAGAUUACUAGUGAGAGGAAUAUAAAAACAGACACCACAAGGAGACCUUUUUACCCAAAUGGGAGGAAGUCCCCUUCGGAGUUUGAAGUAGAAAUGAUGGCAGUCGGAGCCGAAUUUCCAUAUUUCAGAGAUAGCAAAUUGGGCUGUGAAAUUUUGGGACUCCCCUACAAAGGAAACAAAACCGUCUUUUACAUAAUCAUGCCAUUUGAUUCAAGCGUUCAAAAGCUUAAAGAAUUUGAAGAUCGAAUCACAGAAAUGGACCUGGAGACUCUAGCAGAAAAAGCAAUUUACAAAAAAGCUCUGGUAAGCUUUCCUAAAAUGACACUGGAAAGUACUUUAAAUAUGAAAUCUGUUUUGGCCAAAUUAAAUAUAACGAACUUGUUUAAUCCUGUAACGGCUAAUUUGGGCCUUAUCUCGGCUGGACCAGGCAACAUUCCAUUUAAACGAAACCCACAUGAAAAAUCUGAAAUAAACCCUCUAACUCCAAACCAAGAUCCUGACGAUGUAAUUAUUUUUAACAAAUCUGGAAAUCCAGUAAACUGUUCAGGUAUUUUUGACAACUCCACUAAUAUUACCACUUGUGAAGAAACUGUGGUAGAUGCCAAAGGAGAACAUAAAGUUAUUUACAAGAAGUUUGGAGACAAAAUAGGUCGUAGGAUAGAAAAGAGUAUGUCGAACGAAAAACCUAUAAAAAAUUCUAGAAAACCAUUCUCGGAUUCUAGAGAUACUAUAGAUAAUUUGAGACAUCUUAUCAACAAACAGUCAGCAGAUAACAACUACCUAAAUCCAGGUUUAUACGCAGAUAAAGUCAUCCACAAGGUCUUCCUGCAGGUUACUGAAGCUGGCACUGAAGCAGCGGCCACAACCAUAGUUGCUCUACCUAGGAGCUACUCUAGUAUUGGUUUCAGAGUUGAUGUUCCUUUUAUAUUUUUCAUGAGACAUGAAAGCACAAAAACGAUAUUGUUUUGGGGAUCAGUUGAGAAACCAACUCCUUAUUUUAAGACAAGUUCUUAAAAUUAUAUGCUUAGAUUCAAAUUCGAUUAUAGAACCCUAUUUGACAAUAAAUACAUCACAAAAAACUGUUGAUAUUUUUUCUAUGCCGUUCAUUUAUUUUUCUAUGCCGUUUAUUUAUAUUGUAAGAUGCCCAUAACAUAAUUAUUUAUUGUUAUCGCCAUUCACGCCCAUUAUUUUUUAUGUUUUUACUGCCACAGUUGCUAAUUCUUUAAGUCAAUGCAAUGCAAAAAGAUGAUUUUCAUAAAUGAUGUUAGAGAAUAUUACAA
Diabrotica virgifera virgifera (western corn rootworm) is the source of this 5083-nucleotide messenger RNA. RefSeq lists its product as uncharacterized. The coding region runs from base 198 to 4817 and encodes 1539 amino acids. The transcript has 10 exons. Gene Ontology annotation, molecular function: serine-type endopeptidase inhibitor activity. Lineage: Eukaryota; Metazoa; Arthropoda; Insecta; Coleoptera; Chrysomelidae. The record is from RefSeq and is a predicted model, not a curated record.